AGCGAAGGGAGAAAAAAGUGGAGAAAAGGAGAAAGAGAGCGAGAGAGCGCAGGCUGGGAGGAUGUGUAAAAGAAGAAGCGUUGCUAUUUUUUUUUGUUUGUUUGCUUUUCCAUGCAUGCAUAAUGAGGCCUAAUCAGAGCACGUUGCUGCUGCUUGGAGGGCACUUUUGUAUUUAAAGCCUUGCAAAGAAAAAAAGAUCCACAGACGGAUCCGCAGAGCAGCUUGCAGGGCUUGUUGACAACAGAAGCAGCAUCAGUCGCCCACAGAGAAAGAGACUCUCAGAAGGCUGCCUCUUCUCCUUUUCCCGUGCUAUCUUCUUUUUAGCGAGGAAAGACACUUCUCCCCGCCACCCGAAAGUGCGACCCGUACCGAGAGGGAGCGAGCACAGCCGGGACUGUGAAUGGGAUCGGAGCGGCUGGCAUGUGCAGAGAUGCUGCAAGCGGAGAGUUAAAAGCUCCAGAGGCGGCAGCGGCAGCAGCAGCUGGGCAUUUAUUUUGUGCAUUAAAAAAAGGGAAAAAAGAAAGAAAGAAAAAAAAAAAAGACAGAAACGGAACUUCAUGAGGAGCAGGACAGCACCAUGAGCUCUCCUCCCGGCGCAGCUUGCAAGUCCCCCAGCGCACUCCGAAGCCGUUCUCCUCCGAGCCCCCUUUUGCACUGAUUCUCCCCCGCCUCCACCUCCCCGGGCUCCUUUGCCGCCGUCGCCAAGCCAGGAGCAGCGGGUGAGGGGCUCGGGACAGCCCCGGACGCCUGCUUCGUACUGCCGCCCCGCAGGUUUCAGCUCCCGGGGGCUGGAGGGCCCUGGAGCCGGCGCGGAUGGAUUGAUGCGAGGAGACCUCAUGCACACGGCCGGCGAGUGUUUUGCAAACUUUUCCACGGGCGGCCGCUCCUUCUCCUCCUUCUCCUCGUCGUCUACCAGCGUCUCUCCCCCCCUCGCCUGCGGCAGCAGCCGCCGCCCGCGAUGGUGGCCCGCUCGCCCGCUCGGCAGAGAGGAGGCGGCGGAUGCCGCUGGCCGCGGCCGGGCGCCUGGCUUUGGCUGGCGGCGGCGCUGGGCGCCGUGUGGCCGCCGCGGGGCUCGCUGGUGCAAGGCCGGCGGCUGAUCUGCUGGCAGGCGAUGCUGCAGUGUCAGGGGGAGCCCGAGUGCAGCUACGCGUACAACCAGUACGCCGAGGCGUGCGCCCCGGUGCUCCUGCAGCAGCCGCCGGCGGGCGGAGACGGGCCGGCGGCCGCUGCAGCCUCCGCCGCCUCCUCCAGGCGGCGGUGCCCCAGCCACUGCAUCGCGGCCCUCAUCCAGCUCAACCACACCCGGCCCGGCCCGGCGCUGGAGGACUGCGACUGCGCGCAGGACGAGAGCUGCCGCGCCACUAAGCGCGCCAUCGAGCCUUGCCUGCCGCGCACCAGCAGCCCGGCGGCCGGCGGCCCCGGCGGCAGCCCCGGCGGCGGCGGCGGCCCCGGCGUCAUGGGCUGCACGGAGGCGCGGCGGCGCUGCGACUGGGACAGCCGCUGCAGCAUGGCGCUCAGCCGCUACAUGGCCUACUGCGGGAAGCUCUUCAACGGUCUGCGCUGCACGCCCGAGUGCCGCGCCGUCAUCGAGGACAUGCUGGCCGUGCCCAAGGCGGUGCUGCUCAACGACUGCGUCUGCGACGGGCUGGAGCGGCCCAUCUGCGAGUCGGUCAAGGAGAACAUGGCCCGCCUCUGCUUCGGCGCGGACAUGGGCGGCAACGGCGCCGGCAGCAGCGGCGGCUCGGACGGCGGCCUGGAGGAGUACUACGACGAGGACUACGAGGAGGAGCCCAGCCAGAAGGGGAGGGACGACGCGGAGGACAAUGCGGGCUCGGAGCCCGGCUUCCCCGUGCAGACGGACAGCACCGGGCGGCCCGCCGCCGCGGCCUGGGCCCUCUUUGCCUCAGUGUUGUUGCAGCUGCUGCCGCGGCUCUAGCCUCCCUCCUGCCCUCCGCCUCUCCCUUCCUCCUCCCUGCCUCUCCCUUACUCCUUCGCGCCGAGACAGGCCAGUCCGGGCCGAGCCGAGCCCUCCGCGCCGGGCCGCCAUGGCCUUCUGGCGGGGGCCGCGCGGCGCGGUGUGAAGGCUCCGACCAUUAGUCCGGGCGUCGCGUCCCUCUGCCCGCGCUGCUGCCAGCCGCGCCGCCGGCGCGCACCCUUUUCCCGUCCGGGCCAGGCCUCCCUUCCCUUUGCCUCCCCGGCAGCCUUCGGCGGGAGAUGCCGCCGCAUCCUUGCGGACCGGCCGCCGAGGCGUUGUCCGGAUCCCAGCCGGCGGCCGCAGGCCGCUUGUUUUUCGUGUGUUUGUCUCGAGUGUGCACUAUGCAAUUGCUGGCACCCUGACUCCGUCUUAGAAGCGAGCACAGGGGCGAACUGAGAGACUGGUAGCCAGGCUGCGGCGGGCUGGCGGCAGCCGCCCACAGGCCCAGAAGCCAGGAGUAACGGCACGCUGUUAGCGGCUUGCUUUCUUUUUAAGCGUUCUGACAUGAAGGUUAGGAAGAGGUGAGCUACCUAAACUUGCUGCCAAAGCUGUUGCCGUACUGGUUAGACAACAACUUGCUUAUAGUUCGCCAAGUCUCGCUCUUCGUGGUGCAGUGGUGCCUGAAAGGGGAUUACGCCGCAUCUGCCGUUAAUUAAAUUUAAGGAAAUAGCAGCCUGAAUAAAUUCUGUGGUUUACAGCACUCCCUCUUGCACACGCAUCUUCCCUAUGACAAAAGCAUGCCAGCAGCCGUCUCUUUCUCUUAACCUAGCAACAUUAAAAAGAAUUAUUUUUUUUUUCCACGAGUUGUUGGCUGUACUGAACAAUGCAACUUUUGUUUUAAUAGAGCUCUGCACUGCCAUCUUUGAAAAAACACUUUUAAACUCCAGUACAUGUAUGUACAAAUAUCCUGAAAAGUUAUAUUGCCUCUCAUCAUAUCAGGGUGCUGACCUCUGGUAAAUCUUUUAUUAAAAAAAAAAGUAUUUAAAACUGGGAUUUGUUACCAGUCACUCUUCUUUGUAUAUAGAAUUUUAUAAAUUGUAUGCUUUGGGGAUAUUUAUUUAAGAAAAAAAUAAAAGUUUUAAAUCCACAUCCUAUCUGCCAGAUAAUUGCAUUUGCUAUUCUUUUCUGGAAAGGUACAGAUUUCAUUUUAUGUUUAAAGGGAUACCAGCAGCACUGAUUCAAUGAAGUAUUCUCUGGAACAUCAAAUGUACAGUGUAUUUUACAGAUUGGAAGUUAACUUUCUUAUUUGGAGAGACUUUAUGAACGUUGUAGAAUUGUUUAAACGCAUUUCUGUGCUGCCUUAAACCUUGUAUUUUUUUAUAGGAGGCGUUAAAAAGGCCCAUGUUUUAAGUAUGUAUGGCUUUUUGUAUUUUCUAAACGUGUAAUUAGUAAAGAAAGAGCUUUAAAUAA
Colius striatus (speckled mousebird) is the source of this 3385-nucleotide messenger RNA. RefSeq names its product growth arrest specific 1 (gene GAS1). The transcript has a single exon. The record is from RefSeq and is a predicted model, not a curated record. Bases 959 to 1936 code for a protein of 325 amino acids. Lineage: Eukaryota; Metazoa; Chordata; Aves; Coliiformes; Coliidae. Gene Ontology annotation, biological process: negative regulation of mitotic cell cycle.